UUAGAGGUAUCUGAGUCUCAUCACUAGUUGGGGAGGCCGCAGAUGGAUUGGGAAGAGACAGUGAGGAAGGCGGAGGAGUUGGUCGUGAAAUCCAUGAAAGGCAAUGACGCAUCACACGACCCAUCCCACGUUUGGAGGGUCAGAGACCUCGCGCUCUCUCUUGCUCGCCAAGAACAAGUCCUCUCCUCCAACCCCGACUCCAUGCACAUUGUAGAACUUGCUGCACUCCUCCAUGAUAUAGGUGAUUAUAAAUACUUGAGAGAUCCUUCGGAGGAGAAACUUGUUGAGAACUUUCUUAAUGACUCGGGUAUAGAGGAGAGUAAGAAAACAAAGAUUAUAAAGAUCAUUAACGGAAUGGGGUUUAAAGAUGAGCUCGCGGGGCUGACAAAUAGUGAUCUUCCUCCAGAAUUUGGGGUUGUACAAGAUGCUGAUCGUCUUGAUGCAAUUGGUGCUAUAGGAAUUGCUCGUUGCUUUACUUUUGGCGGAAGUAGGAAUAGAGUGCUACAUGAUCCUAACAUUCAGCCACGAUCUGAUUUAUCCAAGGAAAAGUACAUGAAAAAAGAGGAGCAAACUACUGUGAAUCACUUUCAUGAGAAGCUUCUCAAGCUAAAGGAUCUGAUGAAAACAGAGGCUGGGCGGAAGAGAGCUGAGAAAAGGCACAAGUUCAUGGAGGAGUUUCUUGUGGAGUUUUAUGAAGAGUGGGAUGGGAGAUCUUGAAUGAGGGCAUAUUCAACACGUAUUGCUGGAUCUUAUGCUACAACCGUGGAGUCUGUUAUACAUAAAAA
This is a messenger RNA of Fragaria vesca subsp. vesca, 785 nucleotides long. RefSeq lists its product as uncharacterized. The coding region runs from base 43 to 717 and encodes 224 amino acids. The record is from RefSeq and is a predicted model, not a curated record. The transcript is spliced from 8 exons. Lineage: Eukaryota; Viridiplantae; Streptophyta; Magnoliopsida; Rosales; Rosaceae.